AUGAUGGAUCUCUGUGAAAACACAACAGUGAGUGACUUCUACAUCUUAGGUUUCUCUUCUUUGAAAACUGAACAUUUACUGCUAUUUUUUGUAAUUAUGAUGUUGGUGUACUUAUUGACUAUUUUUGGGAACCUGGUGAUUACAACGCUCAUUUGUUUGGUGCCAAAGCUGCAUACCCCAAUGUAUUUCUUUGUAAGUAACCUUUCUGUUGUGGAUAUUAUGUACAUCUCAUCCACUCUUCCAAAACUACUGUCGAUCACUAUAACACAAAAUAACAGAAUCUCCUUCACAGAAUGUAUAGCUCAGCUGUUUUUCUUUACAUUUAGUGCUGUAUGUGAUAUGUUAGUGCUAAUGUCAAUGGCUUUUGAUCGCUAUGUGGCAAUCUGUAAGCCCUUGCAGUACAUACUGAUCAUGAACAGAAGAGUGUGCAUAAAAAUGGCGGCUUUUUGCUGGACCGUGUCUGCUAUGAACUCAUUAUUGUUGACCAUGCUGACCGCUGUGCUACAUUUUUGCAAUUCCCAUGAAAUCAGUCAUUUAUUUUGUGAUUUCAAGACAAUGACCGGACUCUCUUCAAGCGACACGACAAGCAGGGAAAUCCUUAUGUUGAUCGAAGACAUUGUUUUUGCCUUUGUUCCAUUUUUUCUCACUAUACUAUCUUAUGUGAAAAUCAUCUCCACCAUUUUGAAGAUCAGUUCUCCUGAAUCACGGCUUAAGGCCUUCUCCAGUUGCACUUCUCAUCUUACUACUGUUAUACUGUUCUAUGGACCAAUAAUAAUUGUUUAUUCCAAACCUGAAUCUGAACAUUCUAAAGCACAAGAUAACUUGAUUUAUUUACUGUAUGUAGUUGUGGUUCCAAUGUUAAAUCCAUUUGUCUAUAGUCUGAGGAACAAAGAUGUGUUGGACGCUGUUAGAAAAUUAAUUUCAAGAAAAAUCUUCACAAAAAUUUAA
Hyla sarda is the source of this 948-nucleotide messenger RNA. RefSeq names its product olfactory receptor 5V1-like. The transcript has a single exon. NCBI's taxonomy places the organism in Eukaryota, Metazoa, Chordata, Amphibia, Anura, Hylidae. Gene Ontology annotation, cellular component: membrane. The record is from RefSeq and is a predicted model, not a curated record. Gene Ontology annotation, molecular function: G protein-coupled receptor activity; olfactory receptor activity. Gene Ontology annotation, biological process: G protein-coupled receptor signaling pathway. Bases 1 to 948 code for a protein of 315 amino acids.